UUGAAGUGUGAAUCAGUGCUUAAGUCUCAUACAGUGAUAGACUGACUGAUACAGUGAUCGCAAUAUUAUUAUUGUCUGUCGUCUUACCAUUGAAGGCAUGGCCACCAACUCUACCGAAGGUGUUGUGGUUCCGCGAAACUUUCGUUUGCUCGAAGAGCUAGAACAGGGACAGAAAGGUGUCGGUGACGGCACCAUCUCAUGGGGUCUCGAAGAUGACUCGGAUAUGACACUAUCACACUGGACAGGAAUGAUCAUCGGUCCGCCGAGGACGCCAUACGAGAAUAGGAUUUAUAGUCUUAAGGUAGAGUGCGGUCACAAUUAUCCCGACGACCCGCCAGCUGUUAGGUUUAUAUCCAAAAUUAAAAUGAAUGGCAUCAAUGAAACGACAGGACUGGUUGACAGACGAUCUCUUCCGGUGCUCUCUCGUUGGCAAAGAAUUUAUUCAAUUAAAACGGUUUUACAAGAACUGAGACGAGCGAUGACUCUAAAGGAAAAUAUGAAAUUAAGUCAACCACCAGAAGGAACUGCCUUUUAAUGUAAUAUUUAAUUAAUAAUUUUAUAGUCAUCUCUUGUAUUGUGUUUUGGAUGUCAUCUAAACAAACGGAUAAUUAAUUGAUUUUAAAUAUUAUAAUCCAUUCCUUUAUUAUUAAACUCAAAAUAUAUUCUCUUAUAAAACAAAACACAAAUUUAUUAUUAAAAAACAUUAAGAGUUUUUAAAAUUAUUUUAAGAUUUUAUUUAAAUGAGAAUAAGGAGCAGUAAAUUGUGAGCAACACAUGAUUGUGAAAAAUACUAUCUUU
Oppia nitens is the source of this 798-nucleotide messenger RNA. RefSeq names its product ubiquitin-conjugating enzyme E2 variant 2-like (gene Uev1A). Lineage: Eukaryota; Metazoa; Arthropoda; Arachnida; Sarcoptiformes; Oppiidae. The transcript is spliced from 4 exons. Gene Ontology annotation, cellular component: nucleus. The record is from RefSeq and is a predicted model, not a curated record. Gene Ontology annotation, biological process: DNA damage tolerance; protein K63-linked ubiquitination. Bases 98 to 535 code for a protein of 145 amino acids.